This is a messenger RNA of Glossina fuscipes, 1636 nucleotides long. It is a transcript of the gene Creld, whose product is annotated as cysteine-rich with EGF-like domain protein 2. Bases 183 to 1331 code for a protein of 382 amino acids. The transcript is spliced from 4 exons. Lineage: Eukaryota; Metazoa; Arthropoda; Insecta; Diptera; Glossinidae. Gene Ontology annotation, molecular function: calcium ion binding. The record is from RefSeq and is a predicted model, not a curated record.
UGCUUUUAUGCAAAAAAAAAAAAAAAAAAAUAAAAAAAAAAAAAAACAUUGACUAGCACAAACAUUAGAUUAGCACAAACUGAAUAGUACUGAAUGAGAAAAUAACACGUAAGCCUUCUUAGCAUAGGAAUUGUUCAAUUGUAAUGUGAAUAAACCAUAUUUGUGCAAAACCAAAGUUCAAAAUGUGUAUAUUGUCGAUCAAUGUGUAUGUUGUUGUUGCGAGCAUUUGUUUACUUGCCGUGACAGUGGUUUCUUUGAAUUCUUUGGAUGCAAAAGAGCAAAAGGAGAAGGCCACAAGACUGCCGCCUUGUAAAGCCUGUACUGCUUUGGUGGAUUCAUUUAAAUUGGGAUUGGAGAGGACUAGUCGCGGCAAACAUGCCGGCGGUGAUGCCGCAUGGGAAGAAGAAAAAUUACGAUCUUAUAAGACCAGUGAAGUUCGUUUUGUGGAAAUUCAAGAAAAUUUAUGCCAAGAAAAAAAACGCGGUCAAGAUCAAUGCCAUAGUAUGGCAAAUGAUUACGAGCCCUUGCUGGAGGAAUGGUUUACACAAAAGCAAGCAGAAGCCGAUUUGCAAGAUUGGUUGUGCAUACAAAAAUUACAAUUGUGUUGCCCCCCUGGACAUUAUGGUAGCGAUUGCAAACGUUGUAGCGACUGCCAAGGUAAUGGAAAAUGCAAAGGUGACGGCACACGCAAGGGCAAUGGUCAAUGUGCUUGCGACGCCGGCUAUGCAGGCGGUAAUUGCAACGAAUGCAACAAAGGGUAUUAUGAGGCCUUUCGUGAUAAUAAAAAGCUGUUGUGCUCAGAAUGCCAUAAAGCCUGCACAAAAAUGGAGGGUUGCACUGGAGCGGGACCAAAAGCCUGCUCUAAAUGCAAUGAAGGUUGGCGAUGGUUUGAGGCUCAUGGUUGUCAAGAUGUCAAUGAAUGCAUUGAUAUACCUCGUGUUUGUCGUCCCAAUCAGUUUUGUGUUAACAAUGACGGCUCUUACACCUGUCUGGAAUGUGAUCGUUCAUGUGACGGCUGCGAAGGUGAUGGUCCCGACAUGUGUAAACAAUGUGCCAACGGAUAUGCGCUUAAAGAAGGCAAAUGUCAAGAUGAAUCGUCUGAACAACGGGACAAAUAUGUUAAUAUCACUCGCUUUCUUACUUAUUUCGGCCUAUGCGUGGCCACUUGUGUUAUCUUUCAAAGUUCUACACACAUUGCUUAUAUAGUCGGCGCCGCAGUUGCCAUUUAUAUAGCUGCUUCAGAAUAUUGGUUAAGUUCCAAUCCUCAGGCUGCCAAUAAGCCGCAACUUGAUACCAAACAACUAGAAGAAAUGAUUAUGAAAUCAUUGUAAUGCAGAUAAUUUCAAUUGAAAAUCUUCAUAAUAUAACAAAUAUCAAAGAAGAAAUUAUUAUUAAAAGAAAAUGUGAAAGAAAUGCAAGAAUGCAGGAAUGCAAAUAUUCCCGUUGCUUUUUAAGUUGUAAAUUUAUUCUGUGAAUAAAUCGGCGAGACCGCGAAGUCCGUAAAAUCUGCAAAACGGUCUACACUACACUGCUUAUAAAUAAGUUAAACAUUUUUAAUAAAACUGGUUGUAUAUUAUUUCUAUGUGUUAGUUUAACAACGAAUGUAUAAAAAACUGUUAUGAUUCCUUUUUGUUUC